AUAUUUGAUUAAAAUUUUCUUUGUUAAAAUUGAAAUGCAACAUAAGAGAUAUGAAUACUUGGAAGGGAAAUAUCAUUUUUAAUUAGAACAGUUUAAUUUCAAUAAAGCUUUUGUUAAAAGGUGUUUAGUAUCUCAAGAUUAAAGAUUUGUUGCAAUAAGUGUUAGAGGAUGUUAUGAUAACAAUGUUUAGAAAACAAAUUAUCAUUAUUAUUAUUAAAUUUGGAGUUUAAUAGAGAGAAAAUGUAUUAAAACUUAUUAAAUUCAUUUGUGCUCUCCUAUAUCUCAAUUCAUGUGUGAUUUUUCUGAUUGUUCUUAAUGUUUUGUAAGUUUUAAUUGUAAUUGCUAAAUGACAAUAGUUUAUUUAGAAGAACAAAAAGAAAGCCUAACUAUUGAUUUACCAGGACAUGAAGUAAUAGAUAAAUUAAUAAUUAAAUCAGCAUAAAUAUUCACUAUUAUAGAAUAAUUACUAUAUAUUCACUGCUUAAUAAAUGGAACACUAUAAUAAAAAAUAGAAUUUGAUUUCAAAUUAGAAAAUUUCAUACCUUUAACACCAUGUAGAUAUUUGAUUUCGAAUUAAAAAAGAAAAUCAGUUUAAAUUUGGAACAGAAUUAAUAUGAGAAUAUAAAAACAAAAAGAAAUAUUUCCUAAGAAUCAUUAUGAUGAAUUUUUUUACUUUAAAAAUAGAAUUAUUAUUGGUUAAUAAUAGAUGUGUAUACAUUUACUAUCACCAAGUAAAUUACAAAUCAUUCGGAAUAUUAACAUAGAAUAUUAAUUCUAUAAUAUUCUUAUUGAUCACAAUAUAUCCAUACUAAAUAUUUAUAGAAGUUUAUGUCCAGAGUAAAGAAAAUUUGAUUAUAUGAAUGUAUUUCCAGAGAUUUAAAAUUUAGAAUCUAAUCAUCACAAUGAAGUUGAUUAUACAUUUGAAAAUAUGUAUUUUUAUUCUGGAAUUGUAAUUGGUUGGGAUUAUGAUAAUCCUAAUAAAGUAGGAUUUAUGAUUUAUUAAUUUUCAAAUUGA
Messenger RNA from Paramecium sonneborni, 1015 nucleotides. The record is from the annotation of a GenBank genome assembly. Lineage: Eukaryota; Ciliophora; Oligohymenophorea; Peniculida; Parameciidae.